AUGGCACCAUCAAUUAUCGAGCCCCUAAAUGAUCACCCAAACGCCUCUCCUGAGGUCUUCCCACGAAACGGCCACGUGAAGCUGACUCCCGGCUUCUACGUCCCAACCGUCGCCUUCUUCUCACCAGAGGCAGAAGAAGUCGAUGUCACAACGACGAAGAAACAUGCCAUCCGCCUCGCAGAAGCCGGAGUCGCCGGCCUCGUCACCCACGGUAGCAACGGCGAAGCUGUCCAUCUCUCCCACGACGAACGAAUCCUCAUCAAUAAAACAACUCGAGAAGCACUCGACUCCAUCAAUCGCCAAGACAUGCCUCUGAUUGUGGGCUGCGGCGCUCAAUCAACACGGGAGACGAUUUUACUCUGCAAGGAGGCCGCAGCAUCGGGAGGUCAGUUUGCGCUUGUUCUCCCACCAUCCUACUAUGGUGGGCUUUUAAACGACGAGUUGAUCCUACGGCAUUUCCAAGACGUCGCAAAUGCGUCCCCAAUCCCGAUUAUGAUAUACAACUACCCUGGAGCCUGCAGUCAGCUGGAUCUCAGCUCGGAGGCUAUCCUCGUAUUAUCACAGCACGAGAACAUCGUCGGGGUCAAACUCACGUGCGGGAAUACUGGCAAGCUUGCGCGGGUCGCGGCCGAGGCCUCAACUCCCUUCUUAACAAUGGGAGGAUCUGCUGACUUCAUCCUACAAACGCUUGUUGUGGGCGGACAUGGGAUUAUUGGCGGUUUGGCAAACGUGGCGCCGAAGGCUUGCGUGAAGGUCAUGAAACUGUAUGAGGCGGGUAAGGUGGUGGAGGCCAGGAAACUGCAGCAGACUGUCGCAAGGGGAGAUUGGGUUGCCAUUAAGGGCGGGUUUGUGGCGGUUAAGGUCGCCCUGCAAAAGUAUCAUGGUUAUGGAGGAUUGCCGAGGAAACCUUGCGCGUUGCCUGCGAAGAAGGAUUUGGAGAAGAUGAGUUUGGAUUUUGCGGAGUUGAUGGAACUGGAGAAGAGUCUAUGA
Coniosporium apollinis CBS 100218 is the source of this 990-nucleotide messenger RNA. RefSeq lists its product as uncharacterized. Gene Ontology annotation, molecular function: 4-hydroxy-tetrahydrodipicolinate synthase activity. The record is from RefSeq and is a predicted model, not a curated record. The transcript has a single exon. Lineage: Eukaryota; Fungi; Ascomycota; Dothideomycetes. Bases 1 to 990 code for a protein of 329 amino acids.